Cyprinodon variegatus (sheepshead minnow) is the source of this 2651-nucleotide messenger RNA. It is a transcript of the gene acbd5, whose product is annotated as acyl-CoA binding domain containing 5. Gene Ontology annotation, molecular function: fatty-acyl-CoA binding. Gene Ontology annotation, cellular component: peroxisome. Gene Ontology annotation, biological process: autophagy of peroxisome; fatty acid metabolic process. The record is from RefSeq and is a predicted model, not a curated record. The coding region runs from base 152 to 1597 and encodes 481 amino acids. NCBI's taxonomy places the organism in Eukaryota, Metazoa, Chordata, Actinopteri, Cyprinodontiformes, Cyprinodontidae. The transcript has 13 exons.
AAAACUUCAUCUCCCAUGAUGCAUUAUUGUUUAGCUUCAUCUGCUGUUUAUGGCGUCAGUCUCAGAGCUAAGGGCAAGUUACGCUCUGACCGAUAGAUAAACAAAUAGUUUAAAGGCGGAUAUUCCUGCUAGCUGUCUCCAGAUUGGCAUUAUGGAGGUGGAGAGUGUCAGCGCACAGGAACAGACACGUCUGACCCAGAGAAGGUUCGAGGCAGCGGUUAAAGUCAUCAAGAGUUUACCCCCCAACGGUCCCUUUCAGCCUUCAAAUGACAUGAUGCUCAAGUUCUACAGCUACUAUAAACAGGCCACUGUUGGACCAUGUAAUAUACCACGACCUGGGUUCUGGGAUGUAGUUGGUAAAGCUAAAUGGGAUGCGUGGAAUUCCCUUGGAGAGAUGCCUGAAGAAGAAGCUAUGGCAGCCUAUGUCGACCAAAUGAAGCUGAUCCUGGAGGGAAUGCCCAUGACUGACGAGGUGGAGGAGCUGCUGCGCGUCCUCGGACCCUUCUAUGAGCUGAUUGAUGAGAAGAAAAAAGUCACGCAGAUAUCAGACUUGAGUACAGGGUUUGGAACGAUGCUGGACACAGUGGGAUCAAAAAGUAUUGCAAAAAGCAUAAUAAGAAACAUGGAGAUGAACGGCACUCUGGAGACUCGGCCCGCCAGGCUCAGAGAGAGUGAAGAAGUCGAAGAGGAAGACGACAACGACGAUGAUGAUGAUGAUGAGGAGGAUGAUGAUGAUAAUGAGGAAGAAGAGAAGGAGGACAUAAUAGAAAUCAGAAAAGCAGCACAGCCCAAGAAGAAAAGUUCCACCAGGAGACACAGAGUGUCCCUCCAGAAUGGUAAACUGUCUAAUGGUGGCUCCCAUGUGGUCAACGGGGGUCAUCCCAGAGACGGCGAUGUGCAGGAAGUCUCAGCCGGGGAGCCUCUGCUGAAUGGACACCAUGCAGAUGCGAGACCCAAUCUGGUUACCAGUGACUCAGACAGUGAAGUCUACUGUGAUUCUGUGGACCAGUUUGGCCAAGAAGAGAACUCGGAACAUAACCGCUCUCUGGAUGACCUGGAAGAAGAGGAGAGUCAACUACGACACGCAGAGGAGGACGUUCAGGAUCCUCCACAGGCCGUCAGGUGUGGAGGAGAAGAGGGGGAGACGGGUGGGACGGUGUCACAGAGACAGAGGCUGGACGUGGAAAUGCCAGAUGGUGCUUCAGCCAGAAGGGGAAAAGGUUCUAGGUCCCCAGGUCCAGGACCUCAGGUCCCCAUGCACAGCAGUGGGGAUGGAGACGGGGAGCGCUGGGGAGGCGCCGUUACACCCGCAGUGAGCCUGAACGAGCAGAUUGUGGUGGCGCUGGCCAGACUGCAGGAAGACAUGCAGAGUGUUCUGGAAAGACUAAGGACCUUGGAGGCUCUAACAGCCAACCAGACGAGAUCAGUGACUCUGCCUACAUAUGGAUCGCCUCAGACCAACAAGAAGAAUCGGAACCCAUCAUGGUGGCCUUUUGACAUUUCACCAACCAGUCUGGCCUUUGCCAUUGUCUGGCCUUUUGUGGUUCAGUGGCUUAUCCGUCUGUUCUUGCAGAGGAGAGGAAGACGCAUCAACUGAUCCAGCUUAGGACAGGACUUGAACUGUCUUCAAUCCAGUCCGGCUGCAGCCUCCUCAUCCUAAUUAAACUCAACAGCCAGUAAUUAGCUUUUGCACUUCGAAGAAGGAAACCGUGGAGCAAAGGAUGAGUGGAGCAUUGAAGUAUGCAGUGAGCCGCACUCCGGCUACGUCGUGGAAGGGAAAUGUUGAACGGGCUUUUGAUUUAGUCGUGAAACUGUACUAGAAUCUGUCUUUCAGUUAUAACGGUCUGUGACGAAACGGUUGUAUGGAUGUAGACCAACUACCGUAGCUACUUGAUUAUUUCCCUAUCUUAGGCUUUGUUGCACAAAAGUUUAGUUAUUUCAUUAGCUGCCCAGGUGAUGCUGCUAUAUUAAAAUGUGUGAUAAUAACUGUAGAAUAUAUAUAUGCCGAAUGUAAAAUCGCAUUGAGAUGUGAGUGUUUCCAGGUAAUAUUUAUUGCUUUUAAUUACUUUCAACAGACAAGAUUUUAUCUGUAAAAAAUGUAUAACUUUGUUGUAAACUGAUCUAAAUUUGUCUCAUGUGCACUGCUUUAUAUCAGAAGCCAGUUUAUGUUCCACUUUUCAUUUUCUCUAGGAAAAAGUGCCUCAUCAUCAUGUAGUAGAUGGCGUUGCAUUACAAGUUAGCUCUUCCGGGUAUGGGCCAAAUUAACGUUAAACAAGAGAAUCUUCCACUCUGAUUUCUAAUCAUUUAUAAAAUGCAGCAUCGUUUUUAUGGUUGUGUUUAAUUGUUGUCUAAAGAUUUGGAUUGAAUCCUCUGUUUGCAAAGCAGUGAAAACUAAUUAUAUACAGUAGCUGUACAGUUCAGACCUUUAAUGCAAUAUUUUAAUUGCAUUUAUGUACUAAUUGUAGAUUAAUAUGUAAUAUUUACAGAGAUUGGCGCACUAAUUAAAGCUGAUCUUUUCAGAGAAAAUAUGUUUUCAUAACGAGAAAAAUGGUUUACCUUUCUAUUAUAAUGUACUGAAACAUUUCUCACCCCUUCUGCUUGUGCAGAGAGGUGUAUGCAUGUGAUAAUCACAGCCUGAAAUAAAGUUUUGA